AUGCCUCCUGCACUUCCCGUCACUGGCUUCGGCCUCCUCGGCAUGACAUGGCGCCCCAAGCAAACGCCUGACGAGCAAGCAUUUGAAGCAAUGCGAGCUGCCGUGGCCAGCGGAGCCACUGUCUGGUCGACGGCGCAGGGCUAUGGCUACCCGCCUGAGCCGCCCAUAGCUGGGCUGCUCCUGAUCCGUCGGUACUUUGAUAAGUACCCUGAGGAUGCGGACAAGGUGACACUCUUCGUCCGCGGCUGCUUCGACGUUGUCAAGUUUUCGGCAACCACCAAGCGAUCCGAGGUGCUCGAGAGCUUUGACGAGUGUCAGCGCGUGGUGGGCGGAGUCAAGAAGAUCGACGUCUUCGGCCCUGCGCGAAUGGACGCCAACGUUCCCGUCGAGGAGACUAUGGGCGCCGUGAAGGAGCUCGUCAACGCCGGCAAGAUAAGCUCUGCCGGUCUGUCCGAGGUCAGCGCCGCCACCAUUCGCCGCGCAUCCGCUGUAACUCCCAUCUCGAUGGUCGAGAUCGAGUUCUCCCUCUGGAGCACCGAGAUGCUCACCAACGGCGUGGCUGCCGCCUGCAAGAAGCACAACGUCGCCAUCCUGGCCUACGCCCCGCUCGGCUACGGCUUCCUUAUCGGCCAGUUCACCAAGGUUGAAGACCUUCCCGAGGGCGAUGUUCGGCUCCGCCUCGGCCGCUUCCAACCUGAUAACUUGUCCAAGAAUCUGGACCUGGUGGAGAAGGUCAAGGAAUUCGCAGCCCGCAAGGGCAACGCGACGCCGGCGCAGGUGGCGCUGGCUUGGAUCCGCGCCCACUCCAACACGGGCGAGUGUGGGGUUGUCAUUCCAAUUCCAGGCGCGACCGCCGCGUCGCGCGUCAGCGAGAAUUGCAGCGUCGUCGAGCUGUCGGCUGGCGAGAAGGCGGAACUCGACGCCAUCAUCGCCUCCUUCACCGUCGUCGGCCACAGGCAGAUCCCCGGCCACGACCAUAACCUCUGGACCUGA
Molecule: messenger RNA, 993 nt
Organism: Lasiosphaeria miniovina
Lineage: Eukaryota; Fungi; Ascomycota; Sordariomycetes; Sordariales; Lasiosphaeriaceae
Product: voltage-gated shaker-like K+ channel, subunit
Exons: 2
Coding region: 1-993 (330 amino acids)
Cellular component (GO): cytoplasm
Source: RefSeq, a predicted model, not a curated record